Messenger RNA from Striga hermonthica, 897 nucleotides. Lineage: Eukaryota; Viridiplantae; Streptophyta; Magnoliopsida; Lamiales; Orobanchaceae. The record is from the annotation of a GenBank genome assembly.
AUGCAAGUUAGUCCAGCAGUCCCCUCUGCGAGGCCAAACCAUAAGAGAUCAAAGAAUUUUAGUGACCACGAAGAUGAGGUUUUGGUUUCAGCGUGGCUGAAUAUAAGUUUGGAUCCGGUCGUAGGCAAAGAUCAAAAAGGUGGCAGGUAUCGGUCUCGUAUCUGUGACUAUUUCCAUGAGCACAAGACGUGCCAAUCAACGCGUACCAUUAAUUCUCUAAUGCACUGGUGGGAGACCAUACAGAAAUGUGUGAACAAUUUUUGUGGAUGUCUAACACGGAUUGAGUUAAGGCGUCAAAGUGGUACUACAAUGCAAGACAAGGUUGCAGAGGCAUGUGCUUUGUACAAGGCCGAAGACCAACAUAACAAAGCAUUUCAGUUCAUGCAUUGUUGGGAUAAGCUGAGAACACAACCGAAAUGGCUUGCUAAACUUGAUGAAUUGGCUGCUGCUAAAACAUCUAACAAGAAGCAGAAGACAAGGCCUAUUGCUGAUCCGAGUGCAACUUUACCAAGUGAAAUAGGACAAGAUGCAGUUGAAGACUUAGAUGCUAAUGCAUUGACAAGGCCAAUUGGUAAGAAGAAAGCAAAAGCAGCACUGCUGCAAGAGAAGAAAAAAAGUGUGACAUCAACCUUAGAAAAUAUGUGGGCACAGUUAAAACAAACUGAUGAGGAGAAAGAGCUAAAGAAAGAUCAGAGGUUCAACAAAGCAUUUACUCUAGAACAGGAACGAGUAGCAAAUGAAAAACUACUUCUUGAGGUGAGGAGACAGGAGGUCCAAUUGCAGAAAAAGAGGGAUGAAGAGAGGAUUAUGACCAUGGACCUUAGUGCCAUGCCAGAUGAGCAAAAGAAAUACUACAUGUGCUUGCGGGCUGGGAUCAUGAGCCGAGUAUUUAAUUAG